AGAUACCUGAUAAGCGGUCAGGCGAGGCAAUCUUGGAUAUGAGUCGACGGUGGACGAAGUCUGUAACGCGUGUAGGUUGGAGCCGGUCAAGGGUAAUCCGAUUUGUGAAUGAAUCGGACAAGCAGUACGAAAGUUUGGCUGUAUGCGGUUUGUUGCCUGCAGUGAAUGUCCUUCGGAUCUUCUAGUCCGCCGUUCUGUGUGCACAUGACUGCAGCAUGUCUACCUCGUGUGGACGCGCAGCGCUCGUUCUUCAUAUCUAAGGGUAUGAGGCGCAAGUCGCACACUCGCUCAGCUGCAGCGACCGACCAUCGCUGAGCAGUGUCCUGUACGACGUCGCUUCUAGCAAGCAUGGUAUAUACCCUACGAGACUUCGAGCAGGAGAUGAGCCGCAGGUCGACCGUUGGGCUGGUAGAUGUCCUCCGAACGAAGUUGAUAUUAGGGAAGUCGACCAUUCGCUCACAGUUGGACGCGAUGGUGCGAAAGGAGAUAUUGUCCACCAUCAUGUUGUUGGUAGAGGGCCCGAACACACGGGUCCUCGUUAACCACAAGCUUCCUACAGAGAUCCUCACAUUGAUCUUCGAUUAUGUCCGUCUCCAGCCUCGCAAACGGGAUACACCUGGGACGAGCAUUUGGGACCCUGUAGUCGUGCGGGUAGACUGGCUCGUUCGAGCGUCGCACGUCUGUCGCCAUUGGCGCGCUAUCAUCGUCGAUACACCUGCGCUCUGGGACAGGAUCGAUGAUCCGCAAAGACGUCUAGAUCACGUACGCGUCCCGGCCGAGAGGGCUCGAAUAUUGCCGCUCGCGCUCUCGAUGAAAAGCGAACCUACCCGCCCUAUGAACGCGCUCCUCCAAAGCAACAAGCCAAUCCGGGAGCUACGAUACUACGGGAUCACCAUCAAGCUUUCCCAAAAAUACUUGCAGCAGCCCGCAUAUCUCCUUGAGAGCCUCAGUCUCACUGGGACACCAGGCAGGACGACGACCGGGCACGCCCGCAGGCCAAGCGGGGGUUACCCCGUACAAGUAUUCCGAGGGCACACUCCGAGCUUGCGCCGCCUCUCUCUCGACUCUCUCAAUUGGAUCCCCACCCUCCAAACGUCGACACUCACGCACCUCUACCUGGCAGAUUGCUACGGGCGGAAACUGCUACAGAGGGUAUUGGCUUUGUUGUCUGCGAGCCCAAGCCUGACAGAUCUAGUGCUGGUGGACCGCGGCGAUGUCCUACACCACGAGGACCCGCAGGGCAAUGCGCUAGUUCACCUCCGCCAUUUGCGAAGACUAGUGCUGAAGCACAUGUCGAGCGCGGGUGUCAAACGCUUCAUCUCACACAUACGUCUGGACCCGGAGACGUGCGUGCGAUUGAUCAAUGUUCUACCUCUCGACGGCGACCUCUUGAACCAGCUGUCCAGGCUGCCGUUGAACGCCGGCGCAACCAAGCUCAUGAUCAAGGGAUCAGGAACUCGGCGCACCGUAGUUUAUGAAGGUCAAUCUAGCGGUAUACUCAUCGACCACUUUACCUCGCUGGGAGAGGACUGGGGCACUGCGCUGCCACGGAUGCUCGCAAUGGACCAGCUCCGCGAGCUCCAUGUAGUCUUGCGGGAUAGCCCCGCGCUAUUCGCCAGCACCCCGACGACGCUGUUCGACUUCCUACACAGGGCACCGGCUCUUGAACACCUCUACGUGGACACGCAAGGGCUUAUGAGCUUGCUCGACGCACUCGAGUGCUGCAGAUCCAAACCGCCAAAGCUGGCGUGCCCGAACGUCGUGCUGCACGUCCAGAUGCCCUGCCGCGGGCCCGGGUCGGACAGCACGUCUCUGAUACAGUCUUUCGCGGCUAGACAGACGAAUCUGGGCAUUCGCCAUCUAGUCGCGGAAUACUGCCCCGGAUGUGGGGCCGGGGCGCGGCGUCGACCGUGGUUUUCGAGGGAGAUCCAGGUCAAUUUCGAGUCGGUAACCUCGAUGUCCAAUCCCCGCCUAGGGCGUGACUGGCGGAUGUUGCGCGUGGACUGGCCAGCGUGUUGAAGUCGAUAUGACGUGAGUGGUCACUACACGAAGACGACAGGCCG
Fomitopsis serialis is the source of this 2063-nucleotide messenger RNA. RefSeq lists its product as uncharacterized. The coding region runs from base 349 to 2019 and encodes 556 amino acids. The record is from RefSeq and is a predicted model, not a curated record. Gene Ontology annotation, molecular function: protein binding. NCBI's taxonomy places the organism in Eukaryota, Fungi, Basidiomycota, Agaricomycetes, Polyporales, Fomitopsidaceae. The transcript has 5 exons.